Messenger RNA from Linepithema humile (Argentine ant), 615 nucleotides. It is a transcript of the gene maf-S, whose product is annotated as MAF bZIP transcription factor K. Gene Ontology annotation, biological process: regulation of transcription by RNA polymerase II. The record is from RefSeq and is a predicted model, not a curated record. Lineage: Eukaryota; Metazoa; Arthropoda; Insecta; Hymenoptera; Formicidae. Gene Ontology annotation, cellular component: nucleus. Gene Ontology annotation, molecular function: DNA-binding transcription factor activity, RNA polymerase II-specific; RNA polymerase II cis-regulatory region sequence-specific DNA binding.
UCCUCAGAUGCAUGCAUGAUUCGCAUAAAAGUACUGAAAAUCUAUAGUAUACGUGACAUGAACUAUAAAUUUCCAGCACUUAAACUGAACGCACCUCUCGUUUACAAGAAUGACUAAGCAAAUUUAUUGGAAAAGCGCAAAAGACAGAGGAAUUCAAGCGUUUUCACGACUAUUUUACUCUUGGUCGUGAAAAGUUAUCAAAGCAGGGUAUGGAUGGGAAGAGAUCUAUUAAAAUGGAUCCCUUGUCACCUGGCCCGUGUCUUGAUAUCAGUGAUGAUGAGCUGGUUACAAUAUCAGUACGAGAUUUGAACAGACAAUUGAAACUGCGUGGACUGUCCAGGGAAGAAAUUGUGCGUAUGAAACAGCGAAGACGCACAUUGAAGAAUAGAGGAUAUGCAGCUAGCUGUCGUAUAAAACGUAUCGAACAAAAAGAUGAGCUAGAAUCUGAAAAGACUCAAGAAUACCGAGAUAUGGAAGCUAUGCAAGACGACAACAAUCGUAUGAGGGAGGAAAUAGACUCCUGGCAUUCGAAAUAUCAUGCAUUAAAAAAGUUUGCUCAAGAAAAAAAAAUCAUUAUUCCACCUGAAUUGGAGGCUAUAUAAACUUUAUAUAUAU